CACUCCGUACAUGUAAGGAAGAAAGCAGAAAGCAUGGUCCCUAGUGUUGUUUUUAUCGAGCCUGAUAAAAAAGUAGAAAAUCAACCAAUGAGACCUCAAAUUCUUGAAUAUCCAUUGGAUUGUAAUGCAUGGAACAAAACCAAUACAUGUCCAACAACUUAUCCAAAGUCCUAUAAACCCUUAAACCCUAACAACUCAACAUGUCCCGAAUAUUUUAGAUGGAUUCAUGAAGAUUUAAGGCAUUGGAAGAACACUGGAAUUACUCGAGAAAUGCUCGAAAAAUCGAAAAAAUAUGCACAUUUUAGAUUAAUAAUAUUGGACGGGAGGAUUUAUAUUGAGCGUUACGCGAAAUACUCGAUAGAAACUAGACAUUUAUUCACGAUGUAUGGCAUUGUACAACUCCUAAGGUUUUAUCCCGGAAAAUUGCCUAAUUUGGAGAUCAUGUUCGAUACCGAUGACCGGCCGGUUAUCCCGGAGAGGGAAUUCCGGCGACCUGAUUCCGGUCCACCGCCGUUGUUCCGGUACUGUUCAGAUUGGCAGAGCUUGGAUAUUGUUUUCCCAGAUUGGUCAUUUUGGGGCUGGGGAGAGACAAAUAUAAGGCCAUGGAGAAGUAUGCUAAAGAAUAUAAAAGAAGGGAACAAGAGAAGUCAAUGGAAAGAUAGGAUACCCUUGGCUUAUUGGAGGGGAAAUCCACUUGUUUCUCAUGUUAGAAAAGACCUUAUCAAGUGUAAUGUUACUAACAAACAAAAUUGGGACACUCUAUUAUAUCCUCAGGAUUGGAAAAAUCAAUCCAAAAUAGGGUACAAGGAGUCAAAUAUUGAAGACCAAUGCACACACAGAUACAAAAUAUAUGUUGAAGGAUGGGCAUGGUCAGUUAGUGAGAAAUACAUAUUUGCAUGUGAUUCACCAACAUUAUACAUAGAGUCUCACUUCUAUGAUUUCUUCAUAAGAGGAAUGAUCCCACAACAACAUUAUUGGCCUAUCAAUGAUAAUGACAAAUGUAAAUCUCUCAAGUUUGCUGUUCAAUGGGGAAACAAUCACACUCACAAGGCAGAAGCAAUAGGAAAGGCAGGAAGUGAAUUCAUUCAUGAAGAUAUGAAGAUGGAACGUGUUUUCGAUUACACAUACCAUCUAUUGAAUGAAUAUGCAAAGUUACAAAGAUUUGAUCCAAUUGUUCCUCAAGAUGCUACUGAAAUAUGUUCAGAAUCAUUGGCAUGUCCAUUAGAUGGUUUAUGGAGAAAGUUCAUGGAAGAAGGUUUAGAGAAAUCUCCAAGUUAUAGUGAUCCUUGUAUACUUCCACCACCUUAUGAUCCUCAACAACUGAAGACAUUUGUUGAACAAAAAGUUAAUGCCACAAAGCAAGUGAGGUCAUGGGAGAGUGAAUAUUGGUCUAGUUUAAACAAGAAGCAAUAGGGUGCCCUUUUUGUUAAGUUAUU
Solanum stenotomum is the source of this 1436-nucleotide messenger RNA. RefSeq lists its product as uncharacterized. The transcript has 5 exons. The record is from RefSeq and is a predicted model, not a curated record. Lineage: Eukaryota; Viridiplantae; Streptophyta; Magnoliopsida; Solanales; Solanaceae. The coding region runs from base 34 to 1413 and encodes 459 amino acids.